This is a messenger RNA of Tigriopus californicus, 1075 nucleotides long. RefSeq names its product leucine-rich repeat-containing protein 57-like. Lineage: Eukaryota; Metazoa; Arthropoda; Copepoda; Harpacticoida; Harpacticidae. The record is from RefSeq and is a predicted model, not a curated record. The coding region runs from base 223 to 945 and encodes 240 amino acids. The transcript has a single exon. Gene Ontology annotation, molecular function: protein binding.
AAUCACUUUUUGAACAAACACCUGGCUUUUUUUAAAUUUCUCUCUUUAGUCAACUUUCUGGGAAAAGCCAGCUGAUCUAGUCCACAAAAAUCAAUAAGCCAGAAAGUACAUGUCAAAUCAUCAUUAUCUCAUUUAUCAUAGCACGGAAUCAACGACACGCCCAUUAAGUUUGGUUGACAUAGACCAUUCAUAUAUACAUAUCUCUAUAUAUAUCCCUUCGUCAUGGGUAAUUCGGCGGGUUCGUUGGAGAAGCACAUGGAUACGGCCGACAAAACGGGCGCAUUGUGCUUCUCCCAUAAGAAGUUGGACAAGUUUCCCGUGGCCUUGCAAAAGGUCUCGGGUAAGCUCCGUAAUUUGGACCUGUCCCAUAACCAAUUGACCACCCUUCCCCCUUGGAUCGAAAGUUUCACCCAAUUGCGCAACCUUCACCUGAAUGACAACCGUCUCAAGGCCUUGCCCAACGAACUAGCGGCCUUGGUCAAGUUGGAGAGCCUACACGUGGAGCGGAAUCAUUUGACGGCCUUGCCCGAGUCUCUGGCCCAAUUGAAGAACUUAAAGGAGCUUGGCGCGGCGCAGAACCGCCUGGGCCAAUUUCCAGCCUUCACUCUGACCUUGAAGAAGUUGGACACGUUGAAUUUGGCCCAAAACGCAUUGGUGGCCUUGCCUGCCGACAUGUCGAGCUUGGCCGUGUUGGAGUUGGACUUGAACCAGAACCAGAUUACGGUGAUGCCCGAUACCUUGGCCCGAUGCCCGAGGUUAAAGACUUUGCGCAUGGAGGAGAACUGUUUGCCCUUGACCGAGGUGUCCGAGAUGGUUUUGGCCCAAAGUUCGAUAUCCAGUUUGUCGUUAAGCGGGAACUUGUUCAAUGAUAAGAAACUGGCCGACCAACCCGGAUAUGACAAGUAUCUGGAGCGGUAUACGGCCAUCCGACGCAAGCUCGAUUGAGCGAGAUCGGAAAGAGGCGUGACUCGGAUAGUUGUUUUUUCCAAAUUUCUGAACACUGUCAAUCGUUUGAUUAUGUAUAUAUAUCUUGAUUAUAUUUCUAUCUUUUACGCUGCAUUAAGUACUACUCGUA